GUGACAUCCUUCAACGGAUGUUUUGGGUCUCAAAGUGGGUCAGAAUUCAACCCUUUGGUAGAACAACAGACGAAUGCUGGAUUUUGAGAGUUUGCUCAUUAGAGAUUGUGCGCAAUCUCUUGCUGGUGAGCUCCAUAAUGCUAGUUGGUCUGGCUCAAGCUGCUUGUUCGUGACAUUUUGCUGUAGAUCCUUGGAAAGCAUGGCUCCUGCAAAGGCAAUGAAGGCUACCAAGGCCAAGAAGGUUGCUAUGAAGGCCAUGAAGGGUCAGAAGGUGAUGUCCAAGGGAGGUCUUGCCACUGAGUUGGCCAACGCCACCGAGAUGAAGAAGAGUCAGAUCACCAGCAUUUUGAACUCUUUGGCCGAGAUUGGUGCAGGGGAGGUGAAGAAGACUGGCAAGUUCACUCUUCCAGGGCUCUGCAUGAUCAAGACUCGCCAGAAGAAGGCCACCAAGGCAGGCAAGAAGAUGAUGUUCGGCCAGGAAGUGAUGGUGAAGGCACAGCCUGCGAAGACCGUGGUGAAGGCAUUUCCGGUGGCAGCUCUGAAAAGCCAGAUCUGAAGCCAUGGUUCUUUAGGCC
Molecule: messenger RNA, 575 nt
Organism: Durusdinium trenchii
Lineage: Eukaryota; Dinophyceae; Suessiales; Symbiodiniaceae
Source: the annotation of a GenBank genome assembly